Messenger RNA from Ciona intestinalis (vase tunicate), 1510 nucleotides. RefSeq lists its product as uncharacterized. Lineage: Eukaryota; Metazoa; Chordata; Ascidiacea; Phlebobranchia; Cionidae. The record is from RefSeq and is a predicted model, not a curated record.
AGAGACGGUAUUAAAAAGCCAUAAAUUGGUAUCUUGUGUUGGCUGGUAAACAAACCUGAAGAGCAAAACUGUCAGCUGAACUGGCUUGUCACCGCUCAGAAGAAAAAUGAACCACUAAUCAAACUACGGAGCUUCAGUUUAGGAGCAGCUGACCACAUCAGUUUUGUUCAGUAACUGCGAAGACGAAAAUGGAGAAUAGGAAAAUAAGUUCAGAAUUGCGACCACAGUCUGCUCAUCCAAGAAGAAUAGGAGUAACUGAUGCACCAAAUAUUACUUCUAAUGAGGGCCACAGGAAAGUAAGCACUGGUAGAAAUGGACGAAGAAAAAGUUUAACAUUUGAAGAAUGGAGUCUUGCUGUUGAGGAGAGAGACAAACAGAAAAGGAGGCAAAUGUUUGAUGUCCGCAACAAGGAGAAAGGAAGUCGUAAAAAUAGUUUGACAUUUGAUGAGUGGAAUCAACUUGUGGAAGAGAAGCAAAAACAGGAGCAAAGGAAAAGGGCAGAAAUUGAGAGAAUAAACAAAGAAAAGAAGGCAGCUCUUGAGGAGCAAAAGUUUGGAAGAAAGAUAAGUUUUGAGCAAUGGAUGGAUCAGAAAUCAAAUCAAAAAGAGUCAAAAAUUGGGGCGAGCCAAGGCAGGCGCUCCAGUAUUGCUGGGGUUAAUGAAAAAGAGUUUGAAAAACGGGAUAAAGAAGAAAUUGAAAAAGCUUUUCAAAAAUGGCUUUUGAAAAAAGAAGAAGAAAAGCUUUCAGACGAGGAACAUAAACUUUGGCUGGCGCUUCACCCGCCGAAGAAAACUGCAACAAAAAAGAAUUCAAGUCACGGGCCUCCGUCAACUUUGGUUAGAAAGUUAAGCAAAGACUCGUCCAAUCCACAAGUUCGACGAAGCUCUGCCCCAAGUCGGCCUUACCAAGGAAAAGCGAUCAUUGCGCAAUAAACCUAACUUACAUUAUAUAUAUAGUAGCCUACUGUGGGAUAGGAUGGUUACUGUUCACACCUGAAAUUCCAUAUUUCUUAAUCGUGUUGUUGACAUUUUACAAUGUUUUUUUUGAGUCGUGAGGGUGCGGUUAUACAAUUCUUUGAAUGUUCUUUGUUAACUACCAAUAGAACGAUAAAAGAGAAUAAAUACAUCGACCAUUUUAACCCGACCUACUACAGGUAUAGUACUGUGGGGUAAUAUGGGACACAUGUAGCACAUGUUAUCCAAAAAUCCUGAUUGUGUUUUAAACAAUUAACAGCAGUCUAUGGUAGUCGUGAGAAUACAGUUUUACAAAAAUUGAAAUGUUUUUUGCUUACUACCAAACGAAUACAAAUAUGUAAUGCGAAUGUGUCGUAUCCCCCCACCCUACUAUACAUAUAUAUUGUACGAACAUUUUAUUUUAUCAAAAACCAUAUACUUACCAUAUUAAUUCGAUGUAAUAUUGAUGGUCAAUAUCUGAAACGGUAGAUUGAUUAACCAUAUUUUUAUCGAAUUUUCUGCUGAUUUUAUUAAUAAAUUAAAAUGUGUAUGGCUUA